GUAAACUGCUGUUCAAUUAACAACACUCGCCUUGAACUGCAGGUGACACGAAUAGGAAGUAUGACGUGGUCCUGAUAUUUUUCCCAUGAAACACUUUGUCAAAAAAUGAAAGGACCCAUCAACAUCCUGGUUCUGGGGAAGGAAGGAGUCGGCAAAACAGCUAUUGUGGUGCGAUUUUUGACCGGAAGGUAUCUGAGUGAAUACGCCUCCAUAGAGGAAGUGACGUAUGAAAGAAAUGUGACUGUAGAUGAAAAGCAAGUGUCCAUUAAAAUAACAGACGUUGCUGGAAAGAACCUGGAUAGAAAGUCAUCCUCAAAAGAUUGGUUGCACAAAAUAGAUGGCGCUGUUAUCGUUUAUUCUGUAACGGACAGGAACAGCUUCGACAUAGCAGAAGUAGUCAUGGACUGGCUGAAGAAAGAAAAGAAACCGAAUCAGGCCAUCCCCAUGGUUUUACUGGGAAACAAAUGUGACUUAGAACAUUCCAGAACGGUUGCAAAACAAUCCCGAGAAGAGCUGGAAUGGCGAGGAGAUGGAUACCUAGUAACGGAAUGUUCGGCCUCCGCCAACACGGAGAACAUCAAACGCGUGUUCCACGAGCUCAUCAGAAAGAUAAGUGAGAAAAAAGAUUUGUCAUCCAAAGGACAACGGAAACUUUCUCAUGCUCCCGUUGGUUCUCCAAAAUUAAUUCGAGCAUCUUUAAGGAGACGUUUCAGUGUGUUUACUAGAGAGCGGACGUCUACCAUGUGAAUACAGGGCAUUAUACAGUCAUAAUACAUGUACCAUUAAAACGACUGCGAUUCAGUGGUCAGUUUGAGAUCAGUCUAACGAGGUCUCUGCCAUGCAUUUCUCUAUAUUUACAUUAAUUUCAUGACGAUUCAUAUUGAUGGGCGUACAUUCCAUUAAUGAUAUUCACCGAAUUCUUCACCGAGAAUCAAUCAGUGAAUUUUCUUUGGUAAAUUUAAAUGUGUGUGCAAUAAUUAUUGAUUUGUUUUAUUUACAAAUGUGUAGUCUUGUGUCAUGAACAAACUAGCGAGGGGAACACUUCCUUAGCUAAUACUAAUACCUGCAAUCCUCCAAGAGAGGAACUUUUCCGUUUGUGAUAGAAAUACCUUAUAUCAAGGUACCAUUUACUAUUAUGUCAUAAAUAAAUAAUAUGUUUUUUUUUUUUUUUUUGGUUUUGUUUUUACAUGUACAUGUACAUUAGUUAUUGAAAUACUUACAUGUAGUACGUGAAAAUAAAACUAGCAUAGUAA
Ostrea edulis (European flat oyster) is the source of this 1253-nucleotide messenger RNA. Its product is annotated as ras-related and estrogen-regulated growth inhibitor-like. NCBI's taxonomy places the organism in Eukaryota, Metazoa, Mollusca, Bivalvia, Ostreida, Ostreidae. Gene Ontology annotation, molecular function: GTPase activity; GTP binding. Bases 106 to 747 code for a protein of 213 amino acids. The record is from RefSeq and is a predicted model, not a curated record. The transcript has 6 exons.